This is a messenger RNA of Lacerta agilis (Sand lizard), 4188 nucleotides long. It is a transcript of the gene UBL3, whose product is annotated as ubiquitin like 3. Lineage: Eukaryota; Metazoa; Chordata; Lepidosauria; Squamata; Lacertidae. The transcript is spliced from 6 exons. The record is from RefSeq and is a predicted model, not a curated record. The coding region runs from base 1276 to 1656 and encodes 126 amino acids. Gene Ontology annotation, molecular function: protein binding.
GACUGGGGGAUGGGGGCGCUGCCAGGUCCGUCUUUCCCCUGCCGUGUCCCCUUUUCUCAGCUCGGCGCAGACGCCAUGUUGGUUUGAAAGGAAGAUGACAAGAGGCGGCUGCGGGAGCGGCGGCGGCGGCGGGCGGCGAAGGGUAGCCGAGAGCGGCUCUCUCUGAGGGGCGGGGAGGGGUGGAAAAGAGAAGCCGAACUAUUUCGCUCUUCGCCCCUCUUUUCCUCAGAAGCGCCGGCUUCCGAGGGAGGAAAGAGAAGGGCGAGCAGCCCCGCCGCGUCAGCUGAGGGGGGUUUCCGUUAACCGCCUGCUGCCGAGGGAGCCCCUGGAGGACGGCGAGGAAGAGGCGGCGAAGGGUCUAGCGAGAGAGGAGCGGCGGCGGCGGCGAUGAGGAGAACAGAGACCUGAGGAAGGAGAGGCGGAGGGGGCGGCGAGUGCCGCCGCUGCUGCUGCUGGAAGAGGCGACUGCAGUUUAAAUCCCCCCUUGAGCUGCUGCCGCCGCCGCUGCAGUUUGAGGGGGGAGAGUGUCGUUUCUUUUGACGCCCCCCUCCUUUCUCCCCACCUUCGCCCUCCUUCCCCGUUCGUGUGUUUUGUUCUGGUUGUUUGUUUAUUUUUUGCAAAAAAGAACAAACGUCUAAAGGGAACCGAGAGGACCGAGAAGAACCCGCCCCAGUCUCUCCCUCAGCCUUCCUUCACUUGGAGAGAAUCGGUGGGUGGAAACGGAAAAAAAACCCCAGCAACACCCCCCAACAACUUCUGCUCCAGGGAAAGAGGAAGGUCGCCUUACUUCUCUCUCUGCUCGGAGUGCCUGCCUGCCUGCCUGCCUGCCUGUCGCUCGUUUUAAUGAGGAGGUGACUCGGGCGCAGAACUAUCCUCUGAAUCAUCCUCGUCAUUCAUUAUUGGUCUAGGCUGGAGAGGAAGAGCGAGAGGGGGAAGAGAGAAAAAGCCUGUACACAAUUCAUGCCCUUGUGUAUUUCUUUCUGGUCUACCUGGCACCGCUGGUGUUGGUGUUUGUGCUGCUGACGACAAGGAUCUGCUGCCAUCUCUGGUUUCCCUGGUGUUUCCGACCGAGCCUUUCAACACCAGUUCCUCUUUGGAUUUUGAUCCCCUCUAUCCACAGUUUCCUUGCCGUAGUUUAGGCGAAAAUAAAUCUCAGAACUUAACAGACGCACACCAAAGAUUGGUUACCUGGAAGAUCGUCUUGGCUGGCUUUCUUUUUUCUAAAAAAAAGAAAUAUUAUUCUGUACUUUCUGAAACCAUCAGGGUAAUAUCAAGAUGUCUAGCAGUGUUCCAUCUGAUAUGUUUUCCCCCUGUGGUGAGCGCGCUUUGAUAAAUUUGCGCCUCAUUUUGGUAAGCGGAAAAACGAAAGAAUUCUUGUUUUCACCCAAUGACUCAGCAGCAGACAUUGCAAAGCAUGUAUAUGAUAACUGGCCAAUGGACUGGGAAGAAGAGCAAGUAAGCAGUCCAAAUAUUCUGCGACUUAUUUAUCAAGGACGGUUUCUUCAUGGCAACGUGACAUUAGGAGCAUUAAAACUUCCUUUUGGCAAGACGACAGUGAUGCAUUUGGUGGCUAGAGAGACGUUGCCAGAGCCAAACUCUCAAGGUCAGAGGAAUCGUGAAAAAACUGGAGAGAGCAAUUGCUGUGUGAUCCUGUAAAAGCUCUGCUGUAUCUACUACUUGUGAUGUAUAAUAGUUUUCGUCUUUCAUGCCGCUGGACUAGAGGAGACCAACAUCGCUUCAAACACCCUUAGGACAAGCCUGUCUGAAUCCAUUGAACUGAAAUAUUACAUGAACGCUGUCACUUUUUUUUUUCUAGAACAAUGAACACUUUUUUAUUUCUACGUUUUAGGUUGUUGAACAAGCUUAUUAAUACAUCACUUCUCCACUUCUCCAAUGCAUUCUCUUUCCAAGAAAAGGUUAACUAUUCUCAACAGGAAUCAUAUUGCUGCCAUAAGAUCAUCCUUAACCUGAACUUUAACCAAUCAAGAUUUCUAGAUGCAAUUUGCACUAAAAAUGGUUGACGAUAUAUAGACCUCAUCAUCAAAAGCUCUUAAGUAUUUCAAACACAGAGAAAUGAAUCAGCACUGGAAAAUACUAUCAGCAGUCUUAUACUUUAAAUUCAGUAACGGCCAACUGAAAGGGGGGGGGGAUAACUACUAAGUAAGUAAAUUCUACCUAAGUCAACCUUGGUGGCCAAACUGGCACAAAAUACUAACUAAAAUUGUCUGAUUAUAGACAUAUAUAUAUUUUCACUGCAACAAACUAUGUGCCUGCAAUUUUAAAGCACUCUGUAGAGGGCUGUUGAAACUGAUUUUUUUCAUUGUUAUGCACUCUUCUCGUACAUUAGUUGAGUGCUUGUUCAGACAGCACAAAUAAGUGCAGAGAGUGCAUUUCCUAGCCUUAAUAUGGGAGGGGCAAUUUCCUGUAGUUCAUAGGCUUUUAUUAAUGUGCAUAAAUAUUAGAAGACCUCAUUUACUAAUCAAUUUUAUGUCUUUGAAUAUCAGCAAUUGAUGUUUUUCAAUCAUUCUUAGUCAUCCGUACCUUAGUGUCCAGUGUCAUGCUUACUCAUUAGUGACUUCAAACAAAUAAUUAAAAGGAAAAAUGAAAAAAAUAAUAGAAAAACCUCUGCCAUAUGAUGAGAUUUUGUUUGUUUAUUUUAUGUGCAUUUGGUGUUAGUGCUUGCAAUUGUAUUGGAAAUCAAAAACUGGUUUUUAAGGCAUACAUAUUUAGAAAGGAUGCCAUUUGUUUUCUUCAUAUAAUUUAAAAAUUGAUAUGCUAAAAAAAAUUGCACAGCACUAAAGCAUGAGUUAGUUUCAUCUAAACCUGUAAAAAAAAUAAAAAAAGAUUUUAUAUUUUUCCACUAGGGAGAAAUUCUUCCUAGUUGAAAUUACAAAUGUGUAGAAUAUAUUUAAUAAAAAUCUUAUAAAAACAUAACUAUAGAACUUAAAUAUAGAUUGGAGUGUAGAAUAAUACAACAAUAAUCCAUAUAAAUAGCUCUAGGCUUUUAAGAAAAAAUUGCAGGUUGACAUUUGUGUUCUGUACUUGAGUCCAUGGCCCUUACAAAUGUUCUGUGUUUUCUGAAUGAUCAACUUCAUUUAAAUGUAAUCAGGUUAUUUUAUUCAAUGUUAUUGCUUUGACAAAAUGCUUUAUAUGCAGUAGGCCUACAAAGAUAUUGUUCAUAAUGAUCAAAAUUAAAUUUGUAUAGAGCAGAGUUUUAAAACAAAUGUAAAUAGCACUAAACAUUUUCUUUCUGCAACCUGUACUGAUAGAUUCUUCUCUAAACUAAAUAAAAGAAGAAUAUUGUAGUGCAUUUGGUUGUGAUUUGAAAGCUAUGACCUGAUCUGUAUUGGGCAUCAGUGUUUUUAAGUCAUGAAGAACAUGUACAAUGGAAAUAUCCCUUCCUGGUUUUCUUUUUAAAUUAAUACUUGGGUUGAAAUCCGAGGAAGAUUGUAAACUUGCUUCGGAACAGGGAUGGAGGCAUUUUGGAUAUACUCGGCCUCGGCUGUGAAGGACUUUAUAAAUCCACAAACUCGAGUUUACCCCCCACCCCUGGAGUCAAUGAAUUGAUUGGGUAACCAAUGCUAAUAUUUAAAACACCAUUAGAACUUAACUUAUGAAACUGCAUGAGCAUGAGAAAUCUUAGUAUUUUAGCAUUCAAAAACUUAACACUUAAUUUAAAAAAAUGUGUACAUUCAGCUAUUGGCAACACUGAUCGCUAAAAGCUUCUUUAGAGACCCCCUUGCCAUUUCUGUUUCAGAACAGCGGCAGUUUACUCCCGAAGCUUUUAUUUUGAAGAGACUGUUAGCAAUGCAACCUCAUCUUAUCCAAUGCCUUUAGUUUGGUCCCAGCAUCAUUAGCAGCAGCAGCUCAGUUGGGUGAUGUCUACACUUGCUCAGUUUCACAUUAAUUGUACCUGAAAACUCUGGGAGUACACUUCAUUUUUAGAAUGACUUCAGAUUGAGUUCUGGGGAUUUAUUUGAAGCUGUCGGGAAGGAAGGCCACAUAGGAGUAAUAGAGAUCCAAACAUGUAAAAUAAAUGCACAUAAUCCAACAAGUUGGUGAGAAAAUUUUGCAGCAACUAUUGGAUAUAAUACUGGUCUUUACAAGUUUACAAAAUGAUGUGUUAAACUGGAAAUGAGGCCUGUUUUCCCUCUAGGAUUACUGACUGAUUAAAGAACAUUUAGCUGA